AUGCCAGCCGGUACUUUAGAGAGAACCUCUCCGGCCGCCGUGGCUCCCACGCCGGCAAGUGGAGACUCCACACCCGAAAAACCCCGGAGUCUCACAGAGAACAGAAAGUCCUCCAAACCAAUCAUGGAAAAACGGAGACGUGCGCGCAUCAAUGAGAGUCUGAGCCAGCUGAAGACUCUCAUCCUGGACGCACUCAAGAAAGAUAGCUCCAGACACUCCAAACUGGAGAAGGCGGAUAUCCUGGAGAUGACUGUGAAGCACCUCAGGAACCUGCAGCGACUUCAGAUGACGACUGCUGUGAACACAGACCCAUGCGUCCUGGGUAAAUACAGAGCCGGGUUCAGCGAGUGUGUAGGAGAGGUCACCCGUUUCCUCUCCACAAGUGAAGGAGUGAACACAGAGGUGAGGACUCGUCUCCUCAGCCACCUCGCAUCCUGCGUGACCCAGAUCAACCCUGUGAACUUCUACGCGCCUCACCCAGUCGCACUGGGACUCGGACAGACAGGUCCACAGAUCACAGCGGUCUCUGCUCCACAGAUGCCUUCCAAAAGUGGCUCAUCAAUGCACGCUUCCCCUGAAGCGAUGAAGCUGUACGGUGGCUUCCAGGUGGUGCCAACGCGGGAUGGACAGUUUGCUUUUCUUGUUUCCAGCGCUGCUCUGAUGCCUCUCGGAGCACAAAACAGCCAUCACAUGUCACCCGUUGCACCUCAGGGCACCUUAGACUCUGUGUGGAGACCAUGGUAG
Messenger RNA from Cyclopterus lumpus (lumpfish), 744 nucleotides. RefSeq names its product transcription factor HES-1-B-like. Bases 1 to 744 code for a protein of 247 amino acids. The record is from RefSeq and is a predicted model, not a curated record. Gene Ontology annotation, molecular function: RNA polymerase II cis-regulatory region sequence-specific DNA binding; protein dimerization activity; DNA-binding transcription factor activity, RNA polymerase II-specific. Gene Ontology annotation, biological process: regulation of transcription by RNA polymerase II; regulation of neurogenesis; anterior/posterior pattern specification. Gene Ontology annotation, cellular component: nucleus. The transcript is spliced from 4 exons. Lineage: Eukaryota; Metazoa; Chordata; Actinopteri; Perciformes; Cyclopteridae.